AUGGGAGAGGCUGGGGACGACGCUUUGCAGCAGCUGCAGUCCCAGCAGUCGGAGCUGCUGGACGUGAUCGAUGAACUGCGGACCAUCGGGCUUGGUCGUAUCCUCGAGCUGCCGCAACUGAUUGUGUGUGGUAACCAGUCGAGCGGCAAGAGUUCAGUGCUCGAAGCCAUCUCACGCGUCCGCUUUCCCGCCAAAAGCAACGUGUGUACGCGGUUCGCAACAGAGGUGAUUCUACGCAGAAGCCCCUCACCACGCGUCAAAGUGAGCAUCGAGCCUGGUCCAUCGCGGAAAGAUGAGCAGGAGCGACAGAGAUUGCGGAACUUUGCAUCAGAGACCUUUGAAGAUGGCGACGAUUUGCCCUCGCUGAUCGAAAAGGCCAAGGAAUGGAUGGGGAUCAGCGAUACGACCAACGCGGGUUUUAGCGACGAUGUUCUCAAGGUUGAGAUUUCGGGCCCGGAUAAGCCAGAACUGUCGCUGGUGGAUCUCCCAGGUCUAUAUUAUUCCACGAGCAAGGACCAGGGGUCUGCAGGCAUUCACAUCGUCCGCAACCUGGUCGAGCGGUAUAUGAAGAAUACCAGGAGCAUCAUCCUUGCCGUAAUUACGGCUAAGAGUGACUAUCAUCUGCAGGAGGUAUUGAACAUUGCUGAACGCUUCGAUCCUCAGAGGGAGCGAACCUUGGGUAUUAUCACUCAACCUGACAUUCUGGAACCAAACUCCGAGGAAGAAGACACCUAUCUGCAGUUCAUCCGCAAUGAGAAGAUUCGUCUUCAGCUAGGUUGGCACGCGUUGAGAAACAGGUCUUUUGAAAGCAAGGAUGCGUCUGACGAUGCUCGUGACGAGAAGGAGAAGGAAUUUUUCAACUCGGGCCGAUGGGAAACCGUCUCUCGUGAAUUUGUUGGCAUUGAUAGUCUCCGACGACGCCUCAGCAGUGUCUUGUUGAAUCACAUCAAGCACAAUCUUCCAAGUCUGAUCACGGAGAUUAAUGAGAAAAUCACGAUCCGACAGGCGAAGCUCGCUAAACUCGGUAAUCCGCGCUCGACCUUGCACGAACAGAGAGCUUAUCUCCUUAAGAUCAGCGGUAGCUUUGAGAGACUUCUCAGCCACUCGCUGGAUGGGAUAUACCGCGAUGAGUUUUUUGGUGGAUUAGAUUCUUCACUGGACGUGGCAGAUCCCAGACGACUCCGUGCCGUCAUCAGGGAGCUCAACGAGGAGUUCUCCGAAGCCAUGUACCAGCGAGGCUGUCGCCGCCAGAUCGUCAACUCAGGAACUGAAACAGGGUACUCUGCUUCUAAUGACUCCAGAGCGGAUUCCAACCGCUACCUCCAGGACUGGACCCCUGUCAAGAUCGACAGGGGUGAUCUCGAGGAGGAAAUGGCUGAACAAGCCCGGCUGAAUCGUGGCAUUGAGCUUCCCGGUAAUGCAAACCAGUUCCUGAUUGGCAACCUUUUCCGUGAUCAGUCACAGCCCUGGGAAGAUAUCGCCAGAACGCAUCUUCUCACGGCCUGGGAGUCUGUGCGGGACUUUAUCGACCUUCUUCUCCAGCAUCUUGCAGACGAUCAUUCAUACCCACUCCUGAUGAGCCAUCUUCUCGACCCAGCCUUGGAAGAGAUUAAAGAAAAUUUGUUGGACAAACUUCGGGAAGUUAAUUCUUACAACAAGAGGGGACAUCCUCUGCCGUUUGGCCGCAAGUUUAUCGCUGCCAUCCGACAGGUGCGCAAGGAAAAAGAACCGUUCUUAAAGACGAGGAAUAAUGAUACAGCAGACAGCAUCAGUCAGCCCUCUACUGAUUUAGAUGAUUUGGAUGAAUCUUUAGGGGAUCAAUUUGCUGCUUUUGCAAUCAUUGAUAUGAUGCAGGCAUAUUACAACAUUACCAUCACCACCUUUAUUGACAAUGUCGCUAUUUUGGCAAUUGAGAACUGUCUCCUUCUUCCUCUCGAAGCCAUUUUUACCAGCCUCACGAUUAAUAAUAUGGAACGUGAACAGAUUGAGCUCCUCGCCUCUGAACCUGCCUAUAUCAAACAGGAUAGAAACACUCUGCAGAACGAACUUGAGAAGCUACAGGCUGGCCUGCGCGCCUGCAGUCGUCACAAAACCCUUGUCCGACGGCCCAAUACGUCGCGCAAGCCGGCCAAGGCAUCUGAUAAGGGUCAGGAGAACGGAAAAAAGGAUGACCCUGGCCAGAAAGAAGGCAGCACUGUGCAAAAGAGUGCGAGUCAAACAAGUGAUACGGGUCACAAAUCCCUUUUCUCGAGUAUGUCCCCAUAA
Molecule: messenger RNA, 2265 nt
Organism: Penicilliopsis zonata CBS 506.65
Lineage: Eukaryota; Fungi; Ascomycota; Eurotiomycetes; Eurotiales; Aspergillaceae
Exons: 2
Coding region: 1-2265 (754 amino acids)
Cellular component (GO): cytoplasm; membrane; microtubule
Molecular function (GO): GTPase activity; microtubule binding; GTP binding
Source: RefSeq, a predicted model, not a curated record